Trichoderma gamsii is the source of this 381-nucleotide messenger RNA. RefSeq lists its product as hypothetical. The coding region runs from base 1 to 381 and encodes 126 amino acids. The transcript has a single exon. The record is from RefSeq and is a predicted model, not a curated record. NCBI's taxonomy places the organism in Eukaryota, Fungi, Ascomycota, Sordariomycetes, Hypocreales, Hypocreaceae.
AUGACAGGCCUUGGGGCAAACCGAGCCAGGGCUCCUCGUGCCGCUGUGGAUGGGAUUGACUUGGUGUGUCCACAGGUCCACUGCAGCGUGCAUAUGCGCGAUCUUCCGCCGCCACGUGAGACUCGUUCGGCCGCCGCUCUCAUUGGGCGUGAAGGAUAUCGGCCAUAUUACGUCGGGGCCGGAGAUAGCGAACUUCGGGGGAUAGUUACGCUGACCAACAGGCAAAAUGGGGAAUCUCGGUGGUUUAUCGAAACCAGCUUCAACGUGCCACAGGAUCGUCAAAUAUCACCUCAACUCGACGGAGCACAAGCCGCUUCAUUGCUGACGCAUUGGCCACAAGUGGUAUCUGCAUACUGCUGCAUCGCGCAUACUUGCAGCUAG